This is a messenger RNA of Aethalodelphis obliquidens (Pacific white-sided dolphin), 2578 nucleotides long. RefSeq names its product ezrin (gene EZR). The transcript is spliced from 13 exons. NCBI's taxonomy places the organism in Eukaryota, Metazoa, Chordata, Mammalia, Artiodactyla, Delphinidae. Gene Ontology annotation, molecular function: actin binding. The record is from RefSeq and is a predicted model, not a curated record. Bases 70 to 1830 code for a protein of 586 amino acids. Gene Ontology annotation, cellular component: cytoskeleton.
AAAACCGUUUCAGCUGCUGCUGGAGAGUGUGUUUCCAGGAGACUGAGAAAGACCCAUCAGGAACCGAAAAUGCCGAAACCAAUCAACGUCCGAGUUACCACCAUGGACGCGGAGCUGGAGUUCGCCAUCCAGCCAAAUACAACAGGAAAACAGCUUUUCGAUCAGGUGGUUAAGACCAUCGGCCUUCGGGAAGUGUGGUACUUUGGCCUCCAGUAUGUAGAUAAUAAAGGAUUUCCUACCUGGUUGAAACUUGAUAAAAAAGUGUCCGCCCAGGAGGUCAGAAAGGAGAACCCUCUGCAGUUCAAGUUCCGGGCCAAGUUCUACCCCGAAGACGUGUCCGAGGAGCUCAUCCAGGACAUCACCCAGAAGCUUUUCUUCCUGCAAGUGAAGGAGGGGAUUCUCAGCGAUGAGAUUUACUGCCCGCCCGAGACGGCGGUGCUCCUGGGCUCCUACGCUGUGCAGGCCAAGUUCGGGGACUACGGCAAGGAGCUGCACAAGUCCGGGUACCUUGGCUCCGAGCGGCUGAUCCCCCAAAGAGUCAUGGACCAGCACAAGCUCACCAGGGACCAGUGGGAGGACCGGAUCCAGGUGUGGCACGCCGAGCACCGCGGGAUGCUCAAAGACAGUGCUAUGUUGGAGUAUCUGAAGAUUGCCCAGGACCUGGAAAUGUAUGGGAUCAACUAUUUUGAGAUAAAAAAUAAGAAAGGAACAGACCUUUGGCUUGGAGUUGAUGCCCUUGGACUAAAUAUUUAUGAGAAAGAUGAUAAGUUGACCCCAAAGAUUGGCUUCCCAUGGAGCGAAAUCAGGAACAUCUCUUUCAAUGACAAAAAGUUUGUCAUCAAGCCCAUCGACAAGAAGGCUCCCGACUUCGUGUUCUAUGCCCCCCGCCUGCGAAUUAACAAGCGGAUCCUGCAGCUGUGCAUGGGGAACCACGAGCUGUACAUGCGCCGCAGGAAGCCCGACACCAUUGAGGUGCAGCAGAUGAAGGCCCAGGCCCGGGAGGAGAAGCAGCAGAAGCAGCUGGAGCGGCAGCAGUUGGAAACCGAGAAGAAAAGGAGAGAAACCGUGGAGAGAGAGAAAGAGCAGAUGAUGCGUGAGAAGGAAGAGCUGAUGCUCAGGCUCCAGGACUACGCGGAGAAGACCAGGAAGGCGGAGAAAGAGCUCUCGGACCAGAUCCAGCGAGCCCUGAAGCUGGAGGAGGAGAGGAAGCGGGCGCAGGAGGAGGCCGAGCGCCUGGAGGCCGAGCGCCUGGCCGCGCUGCACGCCAAGGACGAGCUGGAGAGGCAGGCGGCGGAUCAGAUCAAGAGCCAGGAGCAGCUGGCCACGGAACUCGCCGAGCACACCGCCAAGAUCGCCCUCCUGGAGGAGGCGCGGCGGCGCAAGGAGGACGAGGUGGAGGAGUGGCAGCUCCGGGCCAAAGAAGCCCAGGAUGACCUGGUAAAGACCAAGGAGGAGCUGCACCUGGUGAUGACCGCACCCCCGCCGCCUCCGCCCCCAGUGUACGAGCCCGUUAACUACCAUGUCCAGGAGAACCCGCAGGAGGAGGGCACGGAGUACACAGGCUACAGCGCCGAGCUGUCCAGUGAGGGCAUCCUGGACGACCGCAACGAGGAGAAGCGCAUUACCGAGGCCGAGAAGAACGAGCGCGUGCAGCGGCAGCUGAGGACUCUGACCAGCGAGCUGUCCCAGGCCAGAGACGAGAACAAGCGGACCCACAAUGACAUCAUCCACAACGAGAACAUGCGGCAAGGCCGGGACAAGUACAAGACGCUGCGUCAGAUCCGCCAGGGCAACACCAAGCAGCGCAUCGACGAGUUUGAGGCCAUGUGAAGGGCGCCGCCGCCCGGGCUCGGCGGAGCGAGGGCCGCUGGCCGACUCCUAACGUGUACUUGUAUUGAUCGUUCUCGAGACCUACAGCCCUCAUCAUCCUACAGGCCCUUUAAAAAGAGAGUAGUUAUUUCAGUGGGAAUGUUCUAGGGCUGGGAGUUUAUUUUUCCCAACUGUAUCAUAGUGCCAAACAGGCCUGAUUUUUAUUUUUAUUAUUAUCAUUGAAUCACUUCCUGUUUUAUGCUUGGAGCAGGGCUGAAUCAGUUAAGAUGCCUGUAAUGUCUGAAUAACUAACUCCGUGCUGGCAUGUGUGAUAAAAGCCACAUCGUGGCUUACAUUCUGUGCCAUACUUUUUUCUAUUUGAAAUUAGCUGACAUUGAUUUCUUGUUGAUUUCUAUGAAGGAUGCAUCUUUGUAUAUUUGGUUUUUGAAGGAUGAAAUUUUUGAAAAGUCUGAAGUACUCUCUCUCACACACUUGCACACACGAUUUCCUUCCUCCAGGCCUUCAGUUCAGUUGAUGAAAUCCUGUGAUCAUUCGAUCACUCAGGAUAAUUUUUUUUCUUUCUUUUUUAUGCUUAACAGCUAGAGGGCUACAUUGUUGGACUUAUACACCUAAAUAAUCAGCUGUAGAGUACAGUAUUUAUAUGUAAGUGAUGAGAUGGGUUUGUAACAUUAGUUUAAAAAAGGGAAAGUUUCAUUCUGUAUAUUUUGUUACCUUUUACAGAAUAAUAAAAAUUACAUAUUAAAAACCA